Molecule: messenger RNA, 2859 nt
Organism: Rangifer tarandus platyrhynchus (Svalbard reindeer)
Lineage: Eukaryota; Metazoa; Chordata; Mammalia; Artiodactyla; Cervidae
Source: the annotation of a GenBank genome assembly
AUGGAGGACUUCAUCGUGAUCUCGGACGACAGCGACUCGGAGAGCUCCGGAGGGACCCGCUCGGGCCGGGCGCGGAGGCUCCGCCGGGCCCUGUCCCGGACCCCCGGUGCGCUGCCUCGCCGGACUGUGGACGUCAUUGACUUAACUAGAGAAACCAGACCAAGGGUAAAGGAUCGCAGUGGACUCUGUGUGAUUGACCUGACAGGAUCUGAAGAAGAAAAUAGACCUAUUGCCACUCUUGACUUGACUCUAGAACCUGUUGCUCCUUCCCAGAAAGAGCCAGCCAGUCUUCAAGCAUGUGUCAGCCUCUCCAACAAAGAGAUAACGGAAGGGUGGGUGGACAGAAGCUCUAGGCCUGCAGCACGGAGAAUCAUCAAUAGUGAUCCUGUGGAUUUGGACCUUUUGGAAGAAACUGCAUUCGAAGGUCCCCAGCUGCCCAUGUCUACCAGUGGGGACUCUGUUUACCCAGUAGAGCCGAACUGUAGCUCAACCAUAUUCAAAGGUGACGUCAGCUUCUUGGCAAACCUACAACCCUCUUCAAAUAUUCACUCCCUCCCCCAAACCAGCAAUAAUAGUAGCAGUAGCAAUCAAAGGAUAGCCCUGCCAUGCCCACCACAAGCCUUGCCAUGCCCACUGCGAGCCUCACCAUGUCCACCUCGAGCCUCCUCAUGCCCACCACGAGCCUUGUCAUGCCCGUCACAAACCAUGCAGUACCAGCUACAAACUUUGCCUCGCCUGCCUCAAGAAGAGCCAUGUCCUCCUCAAGACAUGCCCUGCCCUCAGAAUGUGCCAGGCCCCCAGCAGGAUAUGCCAAGUCCACCUCGUGAUUCAUCAUGGCAUCCUCAGCGCUCACCAAGCCCACCUCAACACUCACUGGGCCUACCUCAAGAUGUACCAGGUCCACCUCAGAAUACAUCAUGUCUGGAAGAUGUGGCCCAUUUGCAGGACAUGCCACAGUCCCUGGAAGACAUGCCACAGACACCACAAGAUACGCCACAGUCAUCAGGAGACAUGCCACAGUCACCAAGAGACACGCCACCGUCCCUGGUCAGCAUGCUACAGCCACCAGCAGAUAUGUCACAGUCACCCGUCAAUACACCACCGUCACCAGGAGAUAUGCCAGCAUUACCAGGAGAUGUGCCAGCGUUACCAGGAGAUGCGCCACCGUCACCAGCAAGUGUACCACAUUCAUCUAGAGACGUUGCACGCUUAUCAGGAAACGUGCUGCAUUCCCCUGGGGACAUGUCAUGCUUGUUGGAAGACAUGCCACCCACAGUUGGACCUCAUUUACCAAAAAUCAGGCCUGCCUCUCCCCAGAACGACAUACAGAACCAUGACACCCCUAUGGAUGUCUCGACUCCAUCCUCUCCAAGCUCCUCUCCCAGCCCACCAUCCCCAGAGUUUGAGACUUCCUUAGAGAAAGUUCCUUGGAUCUCUGCCACAGAAAAUCCAGCCAGAAAAGAGAGAUCGCUGUCAGAGCCUGUCAACCCCGGGUGUGCCCUGAUGCAGGCACAGAUACCACAAGGCGGGUUGUACAACAGACCGUGCCUACAUAGACUGAAGUACUUCUUACGCCCUCCGGUGCAUCACCUCUUCUUCCAGACACUAAUACCAGAUAAAGACACAAGAGAGAACAAGGGUCAAAAAUUAGAACCUAUCCCUCAUCGAAGAUUAAGGAUGGUAGCAAACACCAUUGAAGAAAACUUCCCCUUGGGGACUGUGCAGUUUCUGAUGGACUUUGUAUCACCCCAGCACUACCCGCCCCGAGAAAUUGUGGCUCACAUCAUCCAGAAAAUCCUGCUCAGUGGCUCUGAGACUGUGGAUGUUCUGAAGGAGGCCUACAUGCUUCUCAUGAAAAUUCAACAGCUACAUCCAGCUAAUGCCAAGACGGUGGAGUGGGACUGGAAGCUGCUCGCUUAUGUCAUGGAGGAAGAGGGACAAAACCUGCCCGGGCGAGUCUUCUUUCUGCGUUAUGUCGUACAGACCCUGGAAGAUGAUUUCCAGCAGAUCCUGAGGAGGCAGCGACAGCACCUGCAGCAAGCCAUUGCAAGCACUGUGCUGUCCUGCGACAAGCAGCCCCACAAUGUCAGGGAUGUCAUCAAGUGGCUGAUCAGAGCAGUAACUGAAGACAGAUUAAUCCAGCCCCCAAAUGAGAAUCAGACCUCUCCAGGAAAAGGAAUCUUGAAGACCAGCAGUAGCCACCCUUCUUCCCAACCUAACCUGACAAAGAACGCCAAUCAGCUGAUUGUAUGCCAGCUCCAGAGGAUGCUGUCUAUCGCUGUUGAGGUGGACAGGACCCCCACGUGCAGCUCCAAUAAAAUUGCCGAAAUGAUGUUUGGGUUUGUGCUGGACAUUCCUGAGAGGAGUCAGAGAGAGAUGUUCUUUACUACCAUGGAAAGCCACCUUCUACGCUGCAAAGUGCUGGAAAUCAUAUUUCUCCACAGCUGUGAGACGCCCACCCGCCUCCCCUUGUCUCUGGCCCAGGCCCUCUAUUUCCUGAACAAUUCCACAUCACUGCUCAAGUGUCAGUCGGAUAAAACCCAGUGGCAGAAAUGGGAUGAGCUGGUCGAGCACCUGCAGUUUCUGUUGUCCAGUUACCAGCAUGUUUUAAGAGAGCACUUGCGGAGCUCAGUGAUUGACCGGAAAGACUUAAUAAUCAAAAGAAUCAAGCCGAAGCCCCAGCAGGGGGACGACAUCUCCGUGGUGGACGUGGAGAAGCAGAUCGAGGCCUUCCGCAGCCGCCUGGUCCACAUGCUGGGGGAGCCGCUCGUCCCGCAGCUGCAGGACAAGGUGCAUCUCCUCAAGCUCCUGCUCUUCUUUGCUGCAGACCUGAACCCUGACUCAGAGGCCCCCCCGUAG